Messenger RNA from Hirsutella rhossiliensis, 1236 nucleotides. Its product is annotated as oxidoreductase family, NAD-binding rossmann fold domain-containing protein. The transcript is spliced from 4 exons. Lineage: Eukaryota; Fungi; Ascomycota; Sordariomycetes; Hypocreales; Ophiocordycipitaceae. Gene Ontology annotation, cellular component: cytoplasm. The coding region runs from base 1 to 1236 and encodes 411 amino acids. Gene Ontology annotation, molecular function: nucleotide binding; oxidoreductase activity. The record is from RefSeq and is a predicted model, not a curated record. Gene Ontology annotation, biological process: NADPH regeneration.
AUGACCGCCGCACUCCCCAACAUGAAGCCCCUCAACGUCCUCAUGGUCGGCACCGGCGAGUACACCACCGGCUUCGUUGGCGGCGGCGCCUCGGCAUCCGACAAGAAGGUCGGCAGGCUGGGCAUGGUGGGCGUCAACGGCUCCAAGUUUCCCGCCAUCCGCGAGCACCUCGACCGCAACAUCACCAAGGUCUACAACAACCUCGACACCUCGUUCGACUCCUUCCCCCCCGACACCGACCGCGACGCCCAAGCCUACAAGGCCGCCAUCGACACCCUCGCGCCCGGCGACGCCAUCACAAUCUUCACGCCGGACCCGACGCACCUCGACAUCGCCCUCUACGCCGUCGACCGCGGCGUCCACGUCCUCGUCACCAAGCCCGCCGUCCAGCGCCUCGCCGACCACCAGGAGCUGCUGCGGCGCGCGCGCGCCCGGGGCGUCUACGUCUACGUCGAGCACCACAAGCGCUUCGACCCGGCCUACGCCGACGCCCGACACCGCGCGCGCCAGCUCGGCGACUUCAACUACUUCUACGCCUACAUGGCGCAGCCCAAGUACCAGCUGCAGACGUUCCGCGCCUGGGCCGGCUCCGACUCGGACAUCUCGUACUACCUCAACAGCCACCACGUCGACGUGUGCGACUCCAUGGUGCGCCCGCUGGGCUACCGCCCCGUGCGCGUCUCGGCCGCGUCGUCGCUCGGCGUCGCCACGGCGCUCGUGGGCUGCGCCGCCGGCACCGAGGACACCAUCACCCUGCUCGUCACCUGGGCGCGCGACGGCCACCCGGCCGACGAGAAGCGUGCCGUCGGCGUCUUCACCGCCUCGUGGACGGCCCCCGAGCGUGCCGGCGUGCACACCAGCCAGCACUUCCACUACCUGGCCUCGGGCGGCGAGAUCCGCGUCGACCAGGCCCGCCGCGGCUACGACGUGGCCGACGACGCCGCCGGCCAGGUCCAGUGGCUCAACCCCUUUUACAUGCGCUACGCCCCGGACGAGGACGGCAACUUCAACGGCCAGACGGGCUACGGCUACGUCUCGCUCGAAAAGUUCGUCGACGGCUGCCGGGCUGUCAAUGCCGGAGAGGUCGAGGCGCGCCAUCUGGACGCAAAGGACCUGCCCACGCUUGCCAACACCGUCGCCACCACUGCCAUCCUCGAGGCCGGGCGCCGCAGCAUCGACCAGGGGGGGCGCGAGGUGGGCAUUUUAGUUGACGGUGACACCUGGUCUUUGGUUUGA